Gossypium raimondii (Peruvian cotton) is the source of this 3084-nucleotide messenger RNA. RefSeq names its product receptor-like protein 7. The coding region runs from base 1 to 3084 and encodes 1027 amino acids. The record is from RefSeq and is a predicted model, not a curated record. Gene Ontology annotation, molecular function: protein binding. Lineage: Eukaryota; Viridiplantae; Streptophyta; Magnoliopsida; Malvales; Malvaceae. The transcript has a single exon.
AUGGGCUCAGCUUUUCACCUCAUCCUGCUUGCUUUACUCCUAUUGUUUUCUCUAGUUUGUUCAGUAAAGCCCUUGUGUCACCCUGAUGAGCGCUCAGCUUUGUUGCAUUUCAAGCAAAGCUUUAUCAUCAAACAUUCUGCCUCAAGCAGUCCCGAUGCCUAUCCGAAAACCGAAUACUGGAAUGUGGAGGACCCAAGUGUUGAUUGUUGUUCAUGGAAUGGGGUGGAGUGCGACAACAUCACCGGUCAUGUAGUCGUCCUCGAACUUAGUAGCAGUUAUCUUUAUGGUUCAAUCAAUUCCAACACCACCCUCUUCCGUCUUCGUCACCUGCAACGCCUUAGUCUUGCUGACAAUGUCUUCAUUAACUCUGAAAUCCCUUCAGGGAUCAACAACCUCUCAAACCUGACGUAUCUGGACCUUUCUUUCUCCAACUUUUCUGGUCAAGUCCCAUUGGAAAUCCUAGAGCUAUCAAAACUAGAGCUUCUUAGUCUUUCGGGAAACUCAUUGAAGCUUUGGAAACCAGGGUUGAGGUCUCUGCUUCACAACUUAACCAAUCUCAGACAACUUUAUCUCGCUGAUGUCACACUUUCUUCCUCAGUACCUAAUAUGUUAGCAAAUUUUUAUUCAUUGACAGCUUUGAUACUAUCAAACUGUGACUUGCGUGGUAAGUUUCCCACUGCAGUUUUUGAGUUACCAAAUCUUGAGUGUAUCAGCCUGGAGUCCAAUCAGGAACUUAGUGGAUCUUUACCUAAUGUUAGGGAAAAUCAUUCUCUUUUGAUAUUAAGGUUAGCAAACACGAGGUUUUCAGGACAGCUGCCGGAGUCAAUCGGGAACUUCAAGUCCUUGGAAUAUUUGGACAUUAGCCACUGCCAUUUUUUUGGGAAGCUACCGUACUCACUUGGUGGCCUUACUCAACUCAAAUAUCUUGAUUUUUCUUAUAACAACUUUUCCCAACCUAUUCCUUCUUCAAUUGGACACCUAAAUCAACUGCAUACUUUGGAUUUGUCUGAUAAUAAAUUUUCGGGGCAGAUCCCUUCUUCCUUAUCCAACCUUACUCAGCUUUUUUAUCUGUCCCUUGCCACCAACAGUUUCGUCCAGGGAAACUUGUCUUGGAUUGGUACACAAACCAAUCUCACAUACUUGGACUUGUCCAAAGCCAAUUUAACUGGUCAAAUCCCACCGUCUCUCCAAAAUUUGACCCAAAUCACUUGGUUAUAUCUUUAUGACAAUGGACUAGAUGGUCAGAUCCCACCCUGGAUUGGAAGCCUCACCAAGCUAACUAGGAUAAAAUUCCAGGACAAUGAUCUGGGUGGUCCCAUACCAGAAUCAAUCUUCAACCUCCAGAAUCUUGAGCUUCUUUAUCUGCAUACAAAUCAUCUAAAUGGAACUCUCAAGUUGCAGUCCUUUCUUGAGCUUAAAGCUCUCACCAGACUCCAACUUUCAGGUAACUACUUGUCCUUGCUCACCAAUGUCAGCAUCAAUGUCGCUCCUCCAAAGUUGAAGCUCCUAGGAUUGGCUUCAUGCAACUUAUCUGAGUUCCCAAGUUUUCUACGUAGUCAAGAUGAGUUGGAGGUUUUGGAACUUGCUGAGAACAAAAUUCAUGGCCAAAUCCCAAAUUGGUUCUGGGGCGUGGGAAAACAAAAUCUCCAGUACUUAAAUUUGGGCUUCAAUUCUCUGACAGGAUAUAUAUUUCAGAAGCUUCCUGCAGUUCUUCCAUGGAGUAACUUGAAGGAUUUCAACCUUGAAUCCAACAUGUUGCAAGGAUCAUUGCCCCAUCCACCGCCUUCCAUCAGAUCCUAUAAAGUCUCAAAUAACAUGCUGUCGGGAGAAAUCGAACCAAUGUUCUGCAAUCUUCCUUCUCUAGUUGUCUUGGAUUUGUCCAAUAACAAUAUGACUGGGACUCUGCCGCCAUGCUUGGCCAAUCUGACUAACUCUCUUGAAGUUCUCAGCCUUCAAAGUAACCACUUCAUCAGUGCUAUUCCUCCAACAUAUACCAAGAACUGCAGGUUAAGAAUGAUGGACUUGAGCCAAAAUCAAUUGCAAGGGAAAAUUCCAAGAUCACUAGCCCAUUGUACGCAAUUAGAGGAACUAAUUCUUGGGAACAAUCUGAUAAAUGAUAGCUUUCCUCAUUGGUUAGGUGGUCUUCCAAAACUCAAGGUUCUCACCUUGAAAUCCAACAGAUUGCAUGGUGUGAUAGGGAAACCUCAGACCAAAUCAGACUUCUCCAAAUUGCAAGUAAUUGACCUCUCCAACAAUCAUUUAAGAGGUAAGUUGCCGUCUGACUACUUCAAUAUUUGGAAUGCCAUGAAAGUUCACAGUACCAACUUGUUGUCACCCUACAUGUUGGCAAACACAAGCUUCCAGAACAGAGAAUAUGUGUGGUAUGAUUAUUACAAUUACGCAGUUACAUUGGCAAUGAAAGGCCGGAACCUGAAAUAUGAGAACGUUCCAGAUUCCAUCUCAGCUAUUGAUUUGUCAAGCAACGAGUUGGAAGGUGAAAUCCCAGAAGCCAUUGGUGAGUUGAAGCUGAUUCGUAUGCUUAACUUGUCAAACAACAAACUCAGUGGUAGAAUUCCAUUAUCUUUGGGGGAACUUUCGAACCUUGAAUCUUUGGACCUUUCUCGAAAUAAGCUGUGGGGAAAAAUCCCUCCCCAGCUAUCCAAACUUAACUUCCUUGUAGUCUUCAACGUGUCUUAUAACAAGCUUGAAGGGGCAGUACCUCAAGGAGCACAGUUUAAUACAUUUAACAACGAUUCAUAUGAAGGAAAUUCAGGAUUGUGUGGGUACCCUUUGACAGAAACCUGUGGAAAUCCUGAGGUUCCAGCAUCGACUCAUUUGGGUUGGGAUGAAGCCGAAGAUGAAGGAAUGUGGAGCGUGAUAAAGUUUGGAUGGAAAAUAGUAUUGACAGGAUAUGGAGGUGGACUGAUACUUGGAAUGUCACUAGGAUGGAACUUCAACGCAUGGAAAUACGGCUGGCUCAGGAGGGUGUUGGGGACGUGGGUAGUGAGUAAUAGUUGGAAUGGAUCUAAUUGGUACGGCUUCUCCUGGAUUUCUGUUUGGAAAAAGGUUCCCUGGAACUAUUGA